Molecule: messenger RNA, 1762 nt
Organism: Ictalurus punctatus (channel catfish)
Lineage: Eukaryota; Metazoa; Chordata; Actinopteri; Siluriformes; Ictaluridae
Product: potassium voltage-gated channel subfamily S member 2
Exons: 2
Coding region: 7-1503 (498 amino acids)
Biological process (GO): regulation of delayed rectifier potassium channel activity; protein homooligomerization; potassium ion transmembrane transport
Cellular component (GO): voltage-gated potassium channel complex; membrane
Molecular function (GO): protein binding; delayed rectifier potassium channel activity
Source: RefSeq, a predicted model, not a curated record
UAUAAUAUGGUGACCAAGAACCUUCCUGGGUGUGGUCAGAACCCAGAAGACCACCUGGUUAACAUUAACGUUGGUGGUUUGAAGCAUAGUUUCCCUUCUAGCACACUACAGAGGUUUCCAGACACACGGCUAUGUCGCCUUUUGUCCUGUGACACAGCGGAAGCCAUUUUACAGGUUUGCGAUGACUAUGACAUUCAAGAGAAGGAAUUUUACUUUGACCGAAACCCUAAUCUCUUUCAUUAUGUCUUCCAUUUCUAUCAAACUGGAAAACUGCACAUCAUGGAAGAGCUGUGCAUCUUCUCCUUCUGCCAGGAGAUUGAGUACUGGGGCAUAAAUGAGUUCUUCUUGGAUAGUUGCUGUAGUUAUCUCUACCAUGAUCGCAGGUUAGAGAGCCAUCAUAAGUCCUGGGAUGAGGAAAGUGAUGUAAGCAGUGUGGACACUUCUGUGGAUGAGAUAUCUGAUCUUAACAAGGAUAUCCAACAUUUCCAGGACAUGCGUUUUGGUAAUAUACGUAAAUGCCUGUGGUUGACUUUGGAAAAUCCAGGAUAUUCCAUUCCAAGCAAGCUCUUCAGUUUGGUUUCCAUCAUUGUUGUGUUAAUGUCAAUUGCCACCAUGUGCAUCAACAGUAUCCCAGAGUACCAGAUUUAUGAUGAUAAUGGUCAGCUAAUUGAGGAUCCAACCAUGCAAGCUUUGGAGAUUUUUUGCAUCUGCUGGUUCACUUUUGAAGUGGUAAUGCGUAUGCUCCUUGCACCAAACCGUCGGAAGUUUUUCCUUCAUCCUCUAAACAUGAUUGACAUUGUUUCAGUGGUGCCUAUCUACAUCACUCUCAUUUUUGACCUACUUGCUGGUAGUGAUUCAGAGCUGGAAAACAUUGGAAAAAUAGUUCAGGUUCUUAGGCUCAUGAGGAUCUUCAGGGUGCUGAAGUUGGCCAGACACUCAACAGGCCUGAGGUCAUUAGGUGCUACAUUACGGCACAGUUACAGAGAGGUGGGCAUCCUUCUACUGUACCUGGCUGUAGGUGUAUCUGUCUUCUCUGGUGUGGCUUACACUGCAGAGUAUGAGGAGGAUGUCGGUUUGGACACCAUUCCUGCUUGCUGGUGGUGGGGUACAGUAAGUAUGACCACUGUUGGCUAUGGGGAUGUUGUGCCUGUCACAGUGGCUGGAAAGUUAGCAGCUUCGGGAUGUAUCUUGGGUGGCACAUUAGUAGUGGCCUUACCCAUUACCAUCAUCUUCAACAAGUUCUCGCAUUUCUACCGCAAACAGAAGGCUCUGGAGGCUUCAGUGAGAAACAACAACAAGAAGGGACAUGAACGAGAGAAGGAAGAAGGAUCUGAAGGUGAUAGCCACUGUUUGGAGGAUGAGGAACAGGAAGAGGAAAAAGAUGUGGAGAAUGAAGGAGGGGUUGUAAAUUACAGUUAUGUACAUAAUCUGCUUUCAGCAUCUUCUACACAGUUUGAGAUGAGUGAUCCAUUUGCAAGAGGAAAAGAACUUGAUCAUCUCUGAGACUUGCUUGUCCAUUAUCUCCAAUAGUACAAAAGCCAAGACAGUAUAUAACUCUAGUUCAUACCCUUAAUCAUACAUGAACAUAUAUAAUUCUCCUUUUGUUAAUUUGUAUGUAUGCAUAUUCAAUUCGGUUCAAUUCAAUUAAAUUUUAUUUGUAUACCACUUUCAGCAAUGGACAUUGUCAGAAAGCAGCUUUAUAGAAAUAUAUAAAUUCUGGAUAUAAAAUUCCGGAUAAUAAAUUUAUAAAUUGAUCCAUAUA